UCUCAGUUCGACUUUGAAAAAUAUAACCCUCGUGCUUCCGUGAAUAUUCCUCCUCUCAUCUUUGACAAACCCUUCUACAAAUCAAAGACCACCCUUCCAGGGUUGACCGGUUGACCUAUCUUUUUCUCCCGUACUCAAGCGACAAUAUAUCAAAAUGUAUAGAUCCCAGUUCCAAACGCUCCACCUCCCACAAAACUGGAGGGUUCCACACUACAAAAUUCCUAAGACCAGCAUUGACCUGCUUGUCGGAUUCCGGUCACAUGAGGCGGUCUGAAGAACAAGCUAGCCGUGGUUCAACCGGCCGAACCGCCGGGAAGGAGAUAAGAUACAGGGGAGUGCGCCGCCGGCGGUGGGGGAAGUGGGUGUCGGAGAUUCGGAUCCCGGGAAGCCGAAAGCGUCUCUGGCUGGGGUCCUACUCCGCCCCACAGGCCGCUGCAGUGGCCCAUGACACCGCCAUGUUCCUCCUACGUGGACCAUCCUCGUCCAGCGGUCUAAAUUUCCCCGAUCACGUCACCUUGUCUGAUUGCGUUGGCAUGUCGCCCAAGUCGAUACAGAGAGCGGCGUCGGACGCCGGCAUGGCGAUCGAUGCUGAGCUGAUUGCCGCAGGUCCAUUCAUGGAGGCUACGUGGGAGCGUGGUGGCUUGAGUUGUGGAAAUUAGUGAGGUUAGGGACUGUGGAGGUGAGAGAAAUAUUUGAAGGGAUGGUUAACUAAGAGAGAUCUCCAUAUCUGAAGUGCUGUUACUAGCCGUAGUUGAUUAUUUAUCUAAAUUAUCUCGUAAUCUUUGUAAUAAUUACUUGGUUUGUCUAAUGUUGUCUACAGCUAGGAAAGGUGGCAAGAAGGAAUUAUAAAGGAUUGCUUUCUUAUUGGAAACUAAGAGUCAUCAGAUGAUUUUCGUUUUUAAAAAAAAAAUCGAUUUUCUACUUUUUGGAUACGAUGGCAUAAUGACUUUGCCCCCGCCUCCUUUUUCUUCUUCUUUUUCUCCUGGUCCUUUUCUUUUAAUUUUUUUAAUUUACAAUCUGGAGUAUUUAAAUAACAAUUAUAUAUUUAAAUGGUCUCUUAUCUAUGCACUUCACCAGACAAUCCCAACGAUAUCAAUAUGCUAAAAUUAAAUUAACAUGAUAUUAUUAGAUCUGAGAUUGUAUUCUAAAAUUAUGUUCAAACGCAGAGAAUUCCAUACUCAGAAUUCCAUACUCAAAGAGGAGGACAUAGCUUUAAAAGUGAAGGAGUUGUCCCUUAGAGAUGGAGGAGCUGUUUGUUCGCCCAGAGUCCGAAGUACUGUGCUAU
This is a messenger RNA of Elaeis guineensis (African oil palm), 1285 nucleotides long. Its product is annotated as ethylene-responsive transcription factor ERF020. The record is from RefSeq and is a predicted model, not a curated record. NCBI's taxonomy places the organism in Eukaryota, Viridiplantae, Streptophyta, Magnoliopsida, Arecales, Arecaceae. Gene Ontology annotation, molecular function: DNA-binding transcription factor activity; DNA binding. Gene Ontology annotation, biological process: regulation of DNA-templated transcription.